This is a messenger RNA of Daldinia childiae, 1221 nucleotides long. RefSeq lists its product as uncharacterized. NCBI's taxonomy places the organism in Eukaryota, Fungi, Ascomycota, Sordariomycetes, Xylariales, Hypoxylaceae. The transcript has 7 exons. Gene Ontology annotation, molecular function: zinc ion binding; metallocarboxypeptidase activity. The record is from RefSeq and is a predicted model, not a curated record. Gene Ontology annotation, biological process: proteolysis. The coding region runs from base 1 to 1221 and encodes 406 amino acids.
AUGAAAUUCCUCAAGUCUCUUCUGUUGGUCGCGCCCUUGACUGUCGCCUUGCGACUGGAUAGGCGGGGUAAAGUUAUAUAUGACGGCUAUAAGAUCUUUCGCGUGGCACCAGGGGACAAUGUUGCGGAUUUCGAGGCCCGAUUGGAAUCUCUAGAGGCUAUCGACCUUACCCACAAUCAUGGCCAUAUAGACGAGGAGCAUUUCGAUAUCGCAGUGCCGCCUGAGAAUCUUUCGGCUUUUGAGGGGUUGAAUUUCACCUCCGAGGUGUUGACCGAGGAUCUCGGAGUCGACAUAGCACUUGAAGGGGAGUUUGCUGAGUAUCCCGAACUAAGCGCGGUUGCUGCUCUCCCAAGCCUUUCAUGGUUCAAUGCGUACCAUGCUUAUAGUGACCACUUGACGUUUUUGAAAGAUAUACAGUCGUCUUUCUCCUCUAACUCGGAGCUCAUCACGGCUGGGAAAUCAUUUGAGGGCCGCGAUAUCCAGGGUAUUCAUCUCUGGGGAAGCGGCGGCAAGGACUCGAAACCUGCUGUCUAUUUCCAUGGAAAUGUCCAUGCUCGGGAAUGGAUUUCCUCGAAGGUUGUCGAAUAUCUUACAUACCAACUUGUUGCUAACUACAACAAUGACACGACGAUCAAGGGCUUUCUCGAUAGUUAUGACUUCUACAUCUUGCCUAUCGUCAACCCCGAUGGUUUUCUCUAUACACAAACUACGAACCGGUUGUGGCGGAAGAAUCGCCAGACGCGAUCUGGCACCUCUGCUGUUGGCACCGAUGUCAACCGGAAUUGGCCUUAUAAAUGGGAUGGGGAGGGAUCUUCUACCAGCCCCGGGUCAGCCUUGGGCGACCAAUUAGCGAAAAAGAAGGGUAUUAAGUUAUACAUCGAUUGGCACAGCUACGGACAAUAUAUCCUGACGCCUUACGGUUACUCGUGCUCAGCAGCGGCUUCAAACCAGGCCAAACAAAACUCGCUAGCUAAAAAUACUGCUUCCGCUAUCGCAAAGCCAUACGGGACUCAAUUCACUACCGGUCCGAUCUGCUCUACGCUCUAUGCCGCUGCCGGCGGUAGCAACGAUUAUGUGACCGACGUCAACAAGGCAGAGUUUGGGUGGGCCAUCGAACUCCGUGAUACUGGCCGAAACGGAUUCACGUUACCCGCCAAUCAAAUUCUCCCAACUGGUAUCGAGGUAUGGGAAGGAAUGAAGUAUCUUUUCGCUAAUAUGUGA